Molecule: messenger RNA, 1782 nt
Organism: Myodes glareolus (Bank vole)
Lineage: Eukaryota; Metazoa; Chordata; Mammalia; Rodentia; Cricetidae
Source: RefSeq, a predicted model, not a curated record
UCAAAGGAAUGAGGAGUGACUUAAGUAAGGGUGACCUUCUGUACCAGAUCAAAGUUAAGGUACAAUAGAGAGAUCCAGUUUUAUUAACAGUAAUAGCUUUACACAGGCCUUCUAGAGACAUUUCACAAGAAGUUUCUGGAUCCCAUGCACAUUUCAAAAGAAAACAUACACAGAAGAAAUCAAAUUUCAGACUACAUGCAGAAAAUAGAGAUGUUCAAUAUUGUGAGAAAAUGUUUUCACACAUGAGAGAAAGUGUGCCUUUCUGACGUAUAUGGUCAUUUUGAUGUAAAGGAUCUUUGUUUCAAGACAACUUCCUGGAAGACAACUCUUGUUCUCUCCUAAGAGUUUAUAAAGAUUUGAUGACUUCACCAUCUGCCUCCAACACCAGAAGAGAAGGAAGGAAAACAGCAGAGAUUCAAUUUAGUGUCUAAUGUGGAGAGGAGAGGACAAAGAGGGCUUGUGAUAACUGCUGUGAUAAUACCAUUUCUUGAGAAACCAUAUUAUUGAGUGGAGCCUUCAGCACACUGUCUUGGAGAAAUGGCUUUUAUGGGUGUGGAUACCAAAUGCCUGGGUCUGUUACUUCUUUGUGCAAUAGUUGGACCUUCUUUGGAAAUAAAAGUUAAUCCUCCUCAGGAUUUUGAAAUAAUGGAUCCUGGAUUGCUAGGUUAUCUCCAUUUGCAAUGGAAACCUCCCGUGGUGGUGGAAAACUUUAAGGAAUGCACACUAGAAUAUGAGUUAAAAUACCGAAAUGGUGAUAGUGAUAAAUGGAAGACCAUCAUUACUAGGAAUCUAAUUUACAAGGAUGGGUUUGAUCUUAACAAAGGCAUCGAAGGAAAGAUACGUACACAUUUAUCAGAGCAGUGUACAAAUGGAUCAGAAGUUCUAAGUUCAUGGAUGGAAGCUUCUUAUCGGACAUCCGAUGCAGGAAGCCUGGAAACUAAAAUUCAGGAUAUGAAGUGUAUAUAUUAUAACUGGCAGUAUUUGGUUUGCUCUUGGAAGCCUGGCAAGGUAGCAUAUUCUGAUGCCAACUAUACUAUGUUUUUCUGGUAUGAGGGCUUGGAUCAAGCCUUGCAGUGUACCAAUUAUCUUCGGGAUAAUGAAAAAAAUGUUGGAUGCAAGCUUUCUGACUUGGAGUCAUCAGACUAUAAAGACUUCUUCAUCUGUGUUAAUGGAUCCUCAAACACAGAACCUAUCAGAUCCAGCUAUACCGUUUUUCAACUUCAAAAUAUAGUUAAACCGUUGCCACCAGAAUUCCUUCACAUUAGCAUGGAGGAUUCUGUUGAGAUUAGAAUGAAAUGGAGCACACCCGAAGGGCCCAUUCCACCAAGGUGUUACACUUAUGAGGUUGUGGUCCGAGAAGAUGAUAUUUCCUGGGAGGCUGCCACUGAUAAAAAUGACAUGAAGUUGAAAAAAAGAACAAAUGAUAGUGAAGAGCUGUGCUUUUUUGUAAGAAGUAAAGUCAAUAUAUACUGUGCAGAUGACGGAAUUUGGAGUGAAUGGAGUGAAGAGGAAUGCUGGGAAGGCUACAUGGGACCAGAUUCAAAGAUUGUUUUCUUAGUGCCAAUUUGUCUCUUCUUUGUAUUUCUUUUAUUACUUCUCUGCUUGAUUGUGGAGAAGGAAGAACCUGAACCAACAUUGAGCUUCCAUAUGGACCUGAACAAGGAAGUUUAUUCUUAUGAAGAGACCCUCUGUUAAGCUAUGCUUUUUAGGCUUAUAGCCACCCAGCAUGAGUCAUAUUAAACUCAUUUUCUCUUCAUAUUUCAAAUACAUCUUACUGCAGAA